AUGGGAGCUCAAGAUAGAGAGUCCUACAACAGCGACGUCGACAUGGCUGACCCCGAGGACUCCCGCGGCUUGACUCCUUCAGAUCCUCAGGCCAGCCCAGACACAAAAGCCAAACAACAAGACACUGGCCAAAGACACCGCCAAAAGCAAGACCCCGAUGACUCUCUCACCCUCACCCACCAGAGCCAUCCACGCGCCCACCAUCAAAAUGUCCCUUCCGACAACAGUGCCAGUUCCGCCUCCGAUUCUCUCAUUCCCAGCCCUUCCAACCAGUCCACGGCUGCAACCUCUCUCAACACCGAUGCAUAUGCCGUUCCUCCCUCCGCCACCUCGGUUCCCUCGCUCGACCAACAAGUGGGUAGAGUCACCGAACUCACCCUGAAAGACCCGCAAGAAGGUGACAAGGGCUAUCUGGUCUCCUACAAAUGGCUGGUCCGUGUCCAGGCCCGGAGUCUCUUCGCUUCCGAACUGCCCAGCAUCCCCAAAUCUGCCACCGAGGGAGACAUUGGCCCCGUGGACAAUUCGGAUUUGGCCAUGGUGAUUGAAGAUUCUGGCAAACUCUUGGACGAAGCCGGAGAACCCUACGUACCCCUCCGCCCUGGUUUGUCCCAUGGCGAUGACUAUCAAAUUGUCCCCCAAGAGGCUUGGGAUCUGAUCGUCUCAUGGUACGGCCUAGCCAAAGAUUCCCCGGUCUUGACCAGAUAUGCCCAUGAUUCCCAAGCCGAUGGUGCUGAGGUGGCCAAUGUCAUCUACGAGUUGAAUCCACCCAUCUUCUCCUUCCUCAAAGUUCCCAGUGAGCACACCAGCCAGACUCAAAGGGAGAAAGACCUGACUCCUCAACGACUACUCGCCAGUAAGAAGAAACCUUUCAUGCAGUGGCUGAAAGAGGGUAAGCAGUUGGUACAUAUUGAUCUCAACACCAAAGUUCGAGUCUGGAGGAUACUCGGUGGCCUCAAAAACUCAAACGGCUCCGGUGUACUGACACCUGCCGCCUCGAGAAGUGCUUCUCCCGCCCCCGGAGCCGAAAUCGUGGCAAGUGCAGGAGACAGGAUGUUGCUUGAUGUCAACACUUUUGCGUCUUUGGCUAUUGGUGAACACCGAGAACUUCUAGAGAUUCAAGAUCAGACUGGCAACCCCAAAUACAACGGCAGCCUGUCCUUGGGUACGGCUGGCCUUGGAAGAGAUGAAGUCAUUUGUCUAGAGGAACAGAAACCAGGCAAAGAGGAGUGGCCGAGCGAAAACUCGAAAUUGUCGAUCAAAGGACUGAAAACCACCGCCAAAAAUCUUACUGCAAGUGGAAGGACCAGUCCUGCUCCUGGAAUGGUAACUCGUGGCCGACAAAAGCAGGCCGGACGACCCCGUGGCAUUACUGGGUUGAGCAAUCUGGGAAAUACAUGCUAUAUGAAUUCUGCCUUGCAGUGUAUCCGCAGUGUCAAGGAAUUGACCGACUACUUCUUGCUUGACGAGUGGAAGAGAGAUUUGAACGUCACCAAUGUCCUCGGGCACAGGGGAGAGGUAGCCAAGGCUUAUGCCAAUCUCCUGCACCAGAUCAAUGACGAGAACUCAUCCUCGACCAAUCCCGGUAAAUUCAAAGCUGUGAUAGGCAGGCAUGGGCCAAGCUUUUCUGGCUAUCAGCAGCAAGAUUCUCAAGAAUUUCUGCUUUUUUUGCUUGACGGUUUACAAGAAGAUCUCAAUCGAGUUCUCAAAAAGCCUUAUGUCGAAAAGCCGGACUCUACAGACGACAUGGUGCAUGACACUGCUGCACUCAAGGCGUUCGCCGAGAAGAACUGGGAAAUCUACAAAGCUAGAAACGACUCGGUCGUCACCGAUCUCUUUGCUGGAAUGUACAAGUCGACGCUAACUUGCCCUGUCUGUGAUAAAGUCAGCAUCAUUUUUGAUCCCUUCAACAACUUGACCUUGCAACUUCCCGUCGAGAACAAUUGGGCCAAAGAGGUCUUGUAUUUCCCUCUAAACAAACGUCCUUUCCGGAUAGACGUUGAUAUCGACAAGCACUCAAGCAUAUCAACCUUGAAAGAGUUUGUUGCCAAACGGACCGGGUCCGAAGUCCAAAAUCUGCUGGUUGCAGAGUCUUACAAGAAUAAGAUUUACAAAAUCUUUGAUAACAAUAUUGUCAUCUCGGAAUCAAAUAUUCAACCGGGCGACAUCAUCUGUGUGUAUGAGUUGAAUGCUGUCCCAACAAACUACAACCCCAACAAGGCUAAGAAAUUCUCCCUAUACACUGUGUCACGAGACACAGAUGAUGACCUGGUUGAGGAUGAUAGCCCUGAGGCUGAAUCAUUAUUGGUCCCCGUGUACAAUAGACUGGUUAAAAAUACUAGUCGAGCGGCCAGUAGACCCUUCUUUGCCCAACCAACUUAUCUCGUUCUCAACCGAGAGGAGCGUGCCUCCUUUGAUGGAGUGUUGAAAAGCGUUCUUGGCAAUGUGCUGGGUAUGACAACAACCAACCUGCUCGAUGCUGAAUUCGACUCAGACGACACUGCAACCACCCCCGAAGGAUCUGACACGGUUCUUAUGGCAGAUGACGUCUCCACUUCCGACUCCAACCCGACCACAGCCGCUUCGUUACAAGGCGAAGAUGGGAUUGUUGAUGUUUCAAUGCGUGAUGCAAGCCAAGCACCAGAAACAACUUCUCAGCCCCUAACCUCACCGAGUGAUUGGUUCCAUCGACCAGGCACACAGGUCCCCCAAUCGCUGAAAAGCCUCUUCACCAUCCAUGUGGCAUCUACUGGGGAAGGUAUCCCAACUGGAUGGAACCAGAUUUCCGAAAAUCAUGAAUACGACAACAUUGAAACUCGGAUCCCCAAACCGUCCCCUCAUCGACCAUCAAAAACACGUGGCUCACUCAUUGUUGCCAAUGGAGAUAGUGGGUCAGCAACGAGCGAAGAUGAGUUAGCAGGAGAUAUUGAACAUGAUGAAAGCCUCGCCUCCAGUGACGAGACGGGUUCCGAGUCAAAUGGUAGUCCAAUGCCGGUAGAUCAAGACUCGGACUCUGGACUUGCAGUGCAUCGUAUGAACAAAGCCAGGAAUCCAAAAUCAAAGCGAGGGAAACGGCAGCAGCGGAACAAGAGUAAUGUUAAUAAAAAGCGUACACAGCGGCGGACGCCGCCACCUGCACCUCAACCACAGCCCAAAGUUGCUGGUAAAGGAUUGAUUCGACCCGGUGAAGCCAUCGUGCUCGACUGGAAUGCAGAUGCGUUUGAGUCCCUCUUCAGCGGCUCGGAAGGAAAGACAGAUGAUGCCAAGGACUUUCAUGGUGCACCUACCUGGAAGGCUGUCGAACUUUACCACGAUGCCGAGCUAGUUGCGAAACGCACUCAGCGAAAUAGUCGCAAGAAGAAUGGUAUCUCCCUGGACGACUGUUUAGCAGAAUUUGGCAAAGCUGAAACCCUGUCGGAACAAAAUGCCUGGUUCUGUCCACGCUGCAAAGAACAUCGUCGUGCGGAUAAAACAUACGAAUUGUGGAAGGUCCCAGACAUCCUUGUCAUGCAUCUGAAGCGAUUCAGCUCGAAUCGGAAUUUCCGUGACAAACUGGAAGUCAAAGUAGAAUAUCCAACAGAGGGGCUUGACCUCACCGGAAUGGUCAGAGACCACGAAGAAGACAAGAGUCUCGUCUAUGAUCUGAUUGCUGUCGACAAUCACUAUGGAGGCCUCGGUGGUGGUCACUACACUGCGUACGCGAAGAACUCUGUCAACAACAACUGGUACGAGUACAAUGAUUCUCACGUUUCUCAACGUUCAGAUGAUCGAACUGUGGUAACGAGCGCAGCAUAUCUUCUUUUCUACCGCAGACGGGAGACUCCACCCGGUCACCCUUUAGGCGGGCCACAUAUCGAGGAAAUGAUGGCUCGCGACAACGUGGAAGCCGACUCUGAAAAUCCUUCAGCCUCUCGUGAACCUUCCCCGAUGACGGGGGAAGGUCGGCGUCUCGGCGACUUCUCCCACAAUGGGUUGUCGAGCGCUUUAGCAGCCGGUCAAGGUCACCGCGUGGGAGUGGUUGGCUCGGCCAUGGAAGAGGAAAAUCAGAGUCACGAUCAACAAGCAGAAACCGCAAGUCUACCGAGAUUGAUCGGACCAACCAUUAAUGACGAAUUGCCUUCAUACAGUGAGCAGGAGAUGCUGGAUGACGAAGGAGUUGACAUGGCGUAUGGCCCAAGUCCUGCUCACCAACUUCCCUGGACAGGUCCAAAUUGGUCGUUUGAUAACCUCAGCAACAAGGCGAGGAUCGCCGCACCUUCGGAAGAUGGCAUGUUUGGAGAUGGUCAUAGUUCGAACGACAGCACACGCGUGGAAGGUGGUGUUGGUAGUUCACAUCACAGUCUCACUGCCAUGGAUGAUCUCGAUGAAGUGGACAAUCCUAUCUUCAGCGAGCCUGUUAUGAACGAGGACUAUGGCAACCGAAACAUGAGGGAAAGUGCACCACCUCCGGAGAUCCCUGGAAUGAAUGACAUGACCAAUGAUGACGAGGAUGACCUACCUGUAAUGGAAUUGAAAGCCGAUCCGUUAGAACCAAGCGGUGAGCUCAAAUUUCGGCCGGAAACUCGUUGA
Molecule: messenger RNA, 4566 nt
Organism: Exophiala bonariae
Lineage: Eukaryota; Fungi; Ascomycota; Eurotiomycetes; Chaetothyriales; Herpotrichiellaceae
Exons: 2
Coding region: 1-4566 (1521 amino acids)
Biological process (GO): protein deubiquitination
Molecular function (GO): cysteine-type deubiquitinase activity
Source: RefSeq, a predicted model, not a curated record